GAGCAAGAUGUGAGGUGAAUGUUGCAUGUGUAACCAGUCUGGAAACCAGUGUCCAUGUGUGUCACAGUCUAUCUCACACUGUCACAGCACUUGUCAACGUGUUGUAGUGUUCGUCUAAGGUUUAUGAAUUAAAUUCAGUUUCGUUUUGUGGUUGGAUUUUUUUCGGUGGUUUUUCAAACAACGGAUGAUCGGUGUGUCUAAGUGUUGCAAAAACUGCUUAAAAGCAAAUUUUGCUUGAAAGUAAAAACUAAAGUACAGACACUGUGUUUUGUUCGGCUGUGGAAAAGCUGCUAUAAUUUCUUUUAAUUUGCUCAAUUUUAUGUGGUCGUAAAUUGAUGUUUUUACAUGUAUAUUGGUUAAUGGGAAUUAUUUCCUGCUGCACAACGCACAGCGAGUGGAUCAAUAUAUCUGUUCAGAAAGUAAAGUAAUAUUUCAUUUUAAGUGUUAUUUAAUGUCUAAAAACAUUGUUUAUCAGCUAACAAGUGUUUUGUACUCUAUGUUAAUAUCUGCUUAAACUACAUUUCAGUACAGAUAAUAAACGAAAAUAAGAUUUUGUAAUUAUAGUAAGCAGGUACGUUAACUUAACGUUCAGGUAAAAAAUACUUUUAAGCUGGAUGUAUGUCUUUUUUUAGAAUAAAGUGAAGUGUGUUAUCAAACUUAUGACCUUGAAUUUGGAAUACAAAUUGUUUGCUUUUUCGAUGAUUCAUAUUCGAGUGUAUGGUUAACGCACAUGUGUAUGAAAGUUUAAAACAAGGAGAUUCCUGGAUUAAACGGAUAUUAUCGUAGUUUUUGGAUUUUUACGACCAGGAUUUAACUCCUAACUUGUUUAACUUUAUCAAGGGCGGGGUGUAGGCGCGUGUAGCGGGCAGACGACAUGUCAAACGGGGUCCCGCAGAUGAAUGGGCCUUCCAGUCCCACGGGCAAAUACAUAGAUACCAUAGAUCCAGAUGAUGAACAGUACCAGAAGAACUUGAGACGACCAGCUGAGGUGAAGGAGGACAUCAAGCAGAUGUCGGACCGAUCGCGCGUCUCGCUGAUCCUGAACAGCGAGGCAUUUCGUCGAGAGCUAGAGGAGAUCGUAGAUGAACAGCUCCGACAGGGCAAUGCACCAGCAAGUCUGCUCGCGCUACAACAGAUCUCCAACCUACUGCUCCCGAACCACAAGUUUCCACAUGGCUCCAUUAAUGCAGGGGCGCCGCCAGUUAUUCCAGUUGCUGACAUCAAGGGUACGGAAGCGAUGGGCUACACAAAGCAAGAGAAAGCCUUGCGGUGUAAACUGGCCGCCUGUUACAGACUUGUGGACAUUAACGGCUGGUCACACAGCAUAUACAACCACAUUACGGCACGUGUAAGCCAGGACACUGAACACUUUCUCAUUAAUCCCUUCGGCAUGAACUACUCCGAGAUCACCGCCUCCUCCCUGGUGAAGAUCGACAUACGAGGGGAGGUAAUUGAUCCAGGAACGACGACUCUCGGGGUUAACCAGGCCGGGUUCACGCUACACUCGGCCAUCCACCAGUUUCGGCCAGACAUCAAGUGCAUCAUUCACCUACAUACACCAGCAGUAGUCGCGGUAUCUGGUAUGAAAUGUGGCUUCCUACCCCUGUCCCAGGAAGCGCUGAUCUGCGGAGAGAUCAGUUACCACGAGUACAACGGAAUCCUCAUCGACCAGUCAGAACGUGAACAUCUGCAGAGAAACCUUGGACCAAUUAAUAAAGUGAUGUUGUUACGUAACCAUGGUAUUGUGGCCUGUGGCUCAACGGUGGAGGAGGCCUACCAUUAUGCCUUCAAUGUAAUCUCUGCGUGCAAUUCACAGAUCCAGGCCAUACCCGCAGGCUUAGACAACCUUGUACUUGUGAGUAACGAGAUCAAAGAGAAGACGUUCGCGAUGGCAAACCAGGGAGGUGGGGGUGUGGACUCCUCGGGGAAGAAGUGGAAAAUUGGGGCAAUGGAGUUCGAGGCUCAGAUGAGGAUUCUUGAUAAUUCUGGUUACAGAACAGGUUACUCGUACAAGCAGCCCAACAUUAGACGUGAUGUGAGACGAGACAAGUCCAAUGCGGAGGUGGAAGUGCCUCCCUCCUCUAGUUCCUUUACCUAUGUCUUCGAUGGUGACGUUGAACACUCCAAAUACAUGUCCCCAAUCAAGGCUGCCAUGGAACGUCAGAAGCAGCAACACAAAGUUGGCUGGCUGAAUUCCCCGAAUGUUUACGUGAAAAAGGAGGAGGAGGAGACUGGCACACAAAACCCCAAGAAAUACACCAAGUGGGUGAAGGACGAAGUGGAGGAUGGUUCGCCCAAAAGAAGCACAGCCAUAAAGGUAGAUCACCCAAACCAGUUUGCCCCCCAAGGAUCCGACCCCAGGGAGUUCAAACAGAAACAGAAAAUGAUUCGCAAAGACUAUUAUGAAGAGAGGGUUUCAGCAGGUCCAUCGUCUAAAUACCUGGAAGGACUCAGUUGGGAGGAGGCUGAAAAACUCAAGCAAAUGGAACAGAGCGGUGGUCAUGAUGGUUCCCUUAGUGCCACAGGAGACAGUGUGAUUGUUAUAGGAGCAGCCUCCAAGGGCAUCAUCCAGAGAGACCAGCAGCACAAUGUACAGGUGUACAAGUCCCAGUACGCUGCAAACCCAUUUGAGCAGAUGUCAGAGGAGGAGAUAGAACGCUACAAGUGGGAGGUGGAACAUAGGGGACAGGGUGAACUCCCGCCUGUACAGGAGGAGAAUCUAGAGCCAGGCCCUGAUGGUAAACUGAUCUCCACAGAAGAGAGGCUUCAACAGGUCCAGCAACUAAGGGCAGAUGACUCCCAGCCUGCAGUGGAUGUCAGUGAGGACGGCCGUGGGGAUGGAUAUAGAGUUAACGCAACCCCCGUUGAACCGAUAGUGAUAACCGAAACCCAAACCCCAGUUGCAUCUAGCCGAGAGGCAACUGGCAGCAUCUCCUCUUCGUCGUCGGUGCCUGCGAGUCCGGGCGGAGCAGCUGAUCGACCCCCAAAUUCCCCUGUGACCCCAACGACCCCUACGUCAAACUUCCAGCGAUCAGAAUCAGCUAGGUACCCCCCAAAAAGCCCUGAACUUAUUGAUGAGCUGAAAGCAAAGAAUUUUGAUCGCUCUAAAUCCGAACGUAAGGGAAAAAGCAAGAAAGAGAAAGCUGUUAACGGUGACGACGAGCAGAUGAGAUCCCCAGCCAAGUCUGACACCCUUCGGUCCACGGACAGUGCCAGUGGUGGUGAAACUCUGGAGGAAUCCGGGCGUAGCAGCAAGGAGGGGUCCCCAACAAAGGAACACCCAUCCCCCACAAAGGAGAAGAAAAAGAAGAAGAAAUUUAGAAUGCCAUCUUUCUCUAAAACUAAGAAAAAUAAGGAAAGCAAAGAAAGUUCAAUUUGAAACUGACUUACUUUUAGAUUCAGCAUAAUGCAGACUUAAACAUUAAAGUGAUAGUUUAUGUUUUACUUUUUAUAUUUUGUUACCUUGCAUUUGAUUGGAUGGUUGCAAAUGUCAAGGUGCGAAGCUAUAGAUACUGAACUGUCAUUGGUCAAUUCGAAAUUCAAAAAUUUGAAAAAAAAAGUAAAUGUGCCAUUACAGUUCGAAGGUGCAAAUUAAAUGUAAAAAGUCAACAAUUUAUUGGUCAUUUGAAUUACAUCGUUAGAAAACUGUAGAUAUGUGACCAAGUCCAUCUUUAUAUCAAGAUGUUGUUACUGUACGUGUUCAAAACGGAUACAAUGUACCCAAGUUUAUAGCAACGUUAACCUUGCUUUGAAUGUAGCCAGUGGCAUACUGGAGUUUGACAUUUAAUUUUUAUUAUAAUUAUCAGGAUACUGGACCUGUGCAUGCAAUAGCUGCCUGUUAGGUUUUUAUCUGUUUUUAAUCCUGCUUGCCUAGUUGACAUUCAGAGGUCAUUCAAUGGACAGCUAUGGUCACAUUCCAAGCAAUAGCUUUUUGAUGAAAAGUAAAUGGAUUGUUGGUACAUUGUUUGUUGUUGAAUGUGUCAGUUUUCGAAGUUCAAACAAGUGAAUUGUGAUUUUGAAAAAAAAUAUGAAGCAUUUAGGGGGGCAAUGUGAUGGAUAAUUUGUUGAUAAAUAAUGUUUGUCAUGUGUCUUAAUUAGUGAGUAAGUAGUGGAUGGCUUCUUUAAAGAGAAAGCAAUGCCACGGAAUUGUUUCAUGUUUGUUUUCCUAGUGUAAAAAUCAGUGUGUCCUGAAACGGACUUAUGAAUUUCAAAAAGAAGUUCAAUUUUCUUAAGGUGACAAAGUUUAAGGACUGCUUGGAUUGGCCAGCUUCAUUGAAUGACCCCGAAUGUCAAUUUCAUCGGACCAUUACGUGUAAAUUCAUUGUCUUCAUUUUCAAUGUUUUUUUUGUUUUAUUUUCUGCCCAUUUGCUGCUCUUCCACUGAUGAUCAUAUUCCGCUUAUCAUGGCUUAUAUUCAAACACAUUAUUAUAAAUUAGUGGUUAGUGUUGUGUAUUUGAAAUAUUUAAAUUAUUGUAUCACUCUAUUGCCAUGGUUACUGGUAUAAUUGUUGUUAUAGUUACAUUUCAUAUCUCCAUUGCAAUAAUACCAUUCAGUGCAGAAUAAGCAUAUUUUUUGGCAUAUAUCAAGCAAUGUACGGUAUAUGUAUUUUCGAUGGAUGAAUGUUCAUUGGACAAAGAAGAAUAAGAGGAAUAAAAGAAAAUUCAAUGAAGGAAUUUCUUUUUAGAAUUUUGCAUUUUACUUGUAUAUUUUAUAUCCAGACAUAUGGCUUCAGUGUUUUAUGUAAUAUUAUUGGGCUUAAGAAGGGGGCUUGUAUGAUGGAUGUGAUUCCAUAUAAAAAUAGGAGUUAAGUCCGUCUGUCGCGCUUACAGCCCUCGCUAUGUGUGUUUGUCCGUUUAUUGAGUUUGACACAUUUUCGUUGUGUGUUAAAAGGGGUAUGUGCAAAAAAUAAUCGCAUCUGCUAGGGAAUUUGUUGCAUUAAAUGAACAAUAUUUCCUAUUUUGUUUAAUUUUGUUACAAAAAUGGGCUUUGUAAAAAUUUAUGGUACCAAUUUUUCUGAAAAAUAUUUCUUGGUUCUGGAGAUUUCAAAUUGUUAAAACAUUUUUUUCUGUGUUUUAAACAAGAAUCUUUUGCAUUUAUUGUUAAAAAAAGCAAAUGCCUCCUUCUUUUUGAAAGCAAUAAUGCCAGAAUCUUGGAUUACGCCCAAAGGUUACGCCCACAGUCAGAAUCUUUGAUAAUUUUUGUUUUGUAUUUUUUCGUUUUUCAAAGAUCUGUUUAAAUGAGCAAUUGUUUUGUUUGGAUGCUCUAACGUCUACCUGAGUGUGGAAUACAUGUAUAUGAUAGAAAUUAUGUUGAGAUCGGAGCUUAUUUGCGUUUUAAGCAUACUAAGAUGGUUUUGGACAGAAUGCUUGUUUAAGAGUUUUUGCAUAGUCAUAUUUUGGUUACCAUAUAUGUUAAUAUCACAUCGUAUAGGUAUUGUUAUCUUAGUGUCUUAAAAUUCUUUUUGAAAGGAAAAUAAAUUAAUCAUUAAUUUUAACAAAAUUGUGGCUUAUCAGUACAUGUAUAAAAUGACAUAUUUACACACCAUUGGUGUAAACUUAAAAUUGAAAAAAUAAUAAAAAAAUCUUAAUUUUAUAAAACUUACAUGUAUAAACUAAUGGAUUUAAAAAUUACCUGGUUAACUUGGCUUCAGCUUUUAGUGGGAUACUUUGAUGUUUUAUACAUUUAAAGUUUCUUUGCCAUUAUUUGAUGUAAUUGGAAGACUUAACUUUUUUGAGAGUGCCUCUGACAGUGUAAUAUAGCUUUUCAUUUUAUUACGGAAUAUAUUCUCUGUGAAUAUUUAACACAGAUUUUUAUUCUGCAUUUGUAAAAGUUUAUUAUUACAAACACAAAUACACAAUUUACUAAGGUAAAUUUAUUGUAAAAAAGCGGUAAAAAAAAUGUUAGAUGCAUUUAUGAAAGCUUAUUAUAUUACAGAAAACAUGUUUCACUGAAGGAAAUAUAUUGUAAAAUGCAAGGCAUCAUCAUACUUUUAAAAGAUGAAAAUGUACAAUUAUGUCCCGAUUUGUAUUAAUCUUGAUUUAUUCACUUAUAUAUACACUUAGCCAUAAUUUGUAAAUUAUAAUUGAUAAAGAUAACAUGCUUUUGAAAUAUACUGCAGAUUAUUUAUGAUUUAAAGCAAAGUUAAUAUUGUAUAUUGUCAUAAUAUUGCAAUUAUAAUUAUAACAAGUAUGUGCAUACAUCGUAUUGGCCCGAUUGUUCGGAACUUUGUUUAAGUUAACAACAUGAUUAACGACAUUUUUGUUAACUUUUAAAGGUGAUGUGCUCAUAUUUAACAAGUAAAGCUAAACCGUUUUUGUCUCAACACUUGUUUAGAAUCAUUCUGUGGAUCAUAAGUGUAUCUGUGAAGCUUCCAGAGCGUUACCAAUUUGAAGUUAACAACAACGACGUUAACAACAUUGUUAACUUGAAACAAAGUUAUGAACAAUUGGCACAAAGUGCAAAUUAUUAUCGAGUCUCAAUUUUAGUCAUAUUUGUAAACAAUCGUGGCUUCAUUGUAUGUUCUAUAUGUAUGUAGGUCUUGACCAUGUAUACCGUCAGUUAAAACUAUGUCAUGUUCAUGUAUAAAAUUACGUCACAUUAUAUGGUAAGUAUAUAAAUUCUAAUCAUUAUAGGACUUAUUCAGAGCAUAAGUAAUCCUAGAGUUUCACUAGCUCAAUAAUUGUUAUACACAAGUUAGGGGUUUAAAAUAAAUAAACUUAUAGCCUAGCGGGUGAAUAUUUAUUUCCUAAAAGAAAGGGUGUUUGAUGUAUUCUUUACAAAGAUUUUCUGAAAGAAAUAGAUAAAAAUUACUAUUACAAAAAAUAUAAUUACAAAAGUUUCUGAUCGUUUUUCAAUGAAAAUAGUGCUAAAAUUAAUGUUUUCAAGCAGUAUUGUUAAAAAAUUGCUAAAGUAGUUCAAUGUUUUGGUUGCCAGCUAGUCUAGAAAUAAUAACUGCCAUCCACUUCAAUACACGUUAAAAACAAUGAAUGUUGUACAUUUUCUGUCUUAGUAUACUCCAUAUUUUUUACGGCCAUAAGUGUUUCUAAGCUUAUAGUAAGCCUCUGUACAUGCAGUGUCCAAUAAAAAUAAACAAACUCUCAACAUA
Mya arenaria is the source of this 7105-nucleotide messenger RNA. RefSeq names its product alpha-adducin-like. Lineage: Eukaryota; Metazoa; Mollusca; Bivalvia; Myida; Myidae. The record is from RefSeq and is a predicted model, not a curated record. The transcript is spliced from 22 exons. The coding region runs from base 875 to 3379 and encodes 834 amino acids. Gene Ontology annotation, cellular component: cytoskeleton; postsynaptic density; plasma membrane. Gene Ontology annotation, molecular function: actin filament binding.